Molecule: messenger RNA, 3720 nt
Organism: Macrobrachium nipponense
Lineage: Eukaryota; Metazoa; Arthropoda; Malacostraca; Decapoda; Palaemonidae
Exons: 5
Coding region: 2486-3586 (366 amino acids)
Source: RefSeq, a predicted model, not a curated record
CUGCACUUAUACAGCACAGCCCAUCUUUAGCAAUGCUCACACCAAGUAUAAAAGGUUUCUUACUUUAGCCGCGUUCGAAAUUCCUGUUAUAAUAAAGCAGUUGCGACUUUUGCCGCCGAAUGGUGACCGCAGGAAAUUACUGCAGUCAGUAACAUCUAAAUUUGCAAUGCACUAUUCGUAAGAUUUCUGCGUAAUUACUGCUCUUACGCGAUUUCGCUGUGCGAGUUAUUGUACUUUGAGCUGGACACUUUUUGUUCCUUCAUUAUGUCGAUUAUUAUAGUAAGAAAGACGGGAAUACUCAUGAUAAUAUGACUAUAGGUAGUACACAUUGUGACAUGCCUCACAAAACAGUAUAACAUUGUAGCCGUUUUGACUAUACUGGCCCAGAGACCGAAUAUUGUCACACUCUAAAAUACGACUCAUCAGUUUUCAAGUGUCGUGACAUUCGCUACUUGGUGAUCACAACAAUUUAUGAGUCUCAUGAUACAGCUUGAAGUGAGACUUUCCCAAUUCCGCCCCUAACCCCCCUCAACCGCCAACCAGCCCUGAAACGUUCGUUACUGGGAACAAGGUUAAGGCGGUUCCCUAUAUACAAGGUACCGCGAGCCCUGGUUUCAUAUUGUAACGCAGCACUGCACAUGCGCGCUAUUUAUGACUAUCUUGUUCUAUGCCGUGAAACGAAUUGCAGACGAGACUGGCAUGGAACAAUAUCGUAUAGAAAUUUUCAGCUAAAAAAUUAUAAGUAUGAUUUAUUCAGCGACGUCUCAGAUGAGACCAAAUGUCCGGAGGAAUCUUCUGACCUUAUGGCUGAAAUAGGGGGAUUGUCUUGUCGUCACUGGUGGAACGGUCUAGCCGGGAAUGUUGGGGAUCGCUGUCCAUGUACUAUACAUGCGUCUGUAUAGUUUCAUGGUAAUCUCACUUGCUUUUAUCUGUAUUCUAUCCUUUAAUUUUUAGAAAUAUGAUUUUAUCUAUCCUGGGGAAGACGGCUGCUUAGAGAGUCAGUGGCAUUUUAGUUUACUCCACAUAGGCCUAUGUCUAAUCGUCCAUAACGGUUACUAACUUCACUAUGCCAGAGAAUAUUGAGAUGUGUGAAGUGUACAACCUACAAAUUGAGGCACGUUUCAACUUUCACAAAAGCGAAAAAUGAAUAAGAAUCGUUUCAUGUCAAUUUCUAAUGUCCUUUUCAGCUUAGCACGGAUACAAAAGCACCUUAACCGAGCAAUUAUAAUACUACUUCCACUCCAGUCGUUUCUCUGAAAACGUAGGCUUUGAAAAGUUAAAUAUUACAAAAUCUCCCCUCUUGGAGAUGUCAAAAAGCCUUAAGGUAAAUUUUCAAUUUGGCCUUAGUCUUCUAAACUACUUCAACAUUUUACACACGAGAUUGAACCAUCAUGUUUAAUGAGCAUUCAUUUACGUCAGAUGGCGGAUAAGACUUCUGCCACACAAGGGUUGCCACAUGCUCUCAAGAACGGAUGUCGAACAAGAGCGUAUGCGUACGGAGUUUUAUUGCGAUGUCUCAAAACGUUAUUAUUCUCCUAGUUUCCAACAGCGGAUUUAACUGCCUGGUAAUUGCACUUGACAACUUUCCUCCAUUUCUGCGCAUGCUCACAUUUUCCACAUUGAUUUGUUCUAGUCAUCUUUCUAAGACGGUCUAAUUGAACACCAAGAUCUUAGCGCUCAGAUUCCUCAGACGGAAAUUCAAAGCGAAAUCAUAUGCGAAUUUUGUUUCCCGCCAAGGGAAUGCACUCGCGUCUCACAAAGGUGUUAUUCCGGUGCCAUACCGUUUUACGGAACUUGAAUACCAUCAUUACGAAGACAUCAGCUAGAAAAAACAAAAUACAAUACUUGAAGCCUCCUCAUGCAUGCAAGCAAAGCAGCCGUGUGUGUAUUAGAAACAUCUUUAAUAGACUACAAUUUGUGGUUUGGGUAGAUGAAUAUGAAGUGGAUGGAAAAUAAAAGAAUAACACUGUCUGACACGAGAAUAAAAAAGAAUAAACAGAGUAUUUUUUAACCCUCUUUUGCUUUUUACUGUUACUGUUUUUUGUUAGCAGAUUUUAGUGUCGCUAAGGUUACGUACUGAUGCUUUAUUUUAACCAAUUCCUUACAAGAGACUAAAUGUUCAUUCAGUGUUGCCUUCUUCCGUUCUACAGUUUGCCUGAAUUCCAACUUAUGGGCCUAGCAAUCGUUAUAACGCCAGCAUCCUUUGCUUCAAGUUCUGUAAUGUACCGGUUCUUAUAGAAGCUUUCUACGAACCUAAAGUUCUUCAUUUUUCUUCUUCUCUUCCUACGUCCUUUUAAAAUUCCCAUGCACUUAAAUAUCUACUUUUUUUCGCAGUCUUCUGCCAUAUUUCUUUUCUUUCUGUGUACUGUAUUUGAACUGCGUUGGCUGCUACGCCUUUUGUCCAGCACUGUCCACAGGCCACAGGGUGGUGCUCUCAGUUGACCCUCUGCCUGGGAGGCGGGAACUUAUCUCGGGACCCCACGAUAUGAUUCAAAAGCACAGUGUCAUCGUCCCCAUUCACACUUCCACGGGCCGGGUGAGUGGGAGGUACCUUGGCGCCAUACGCCGCAGUGAAUCCACGGACGAGAUCGGAGAAACAUCACUUCACGACAGAACAAUGAAGCUGUUAUUUCCAGCAGUUGUGGCUCUUGCCUGCUUUUGCCAAAGCGAUCUUGCUCUUCCCAAUGGCAGUGAAUCAGCCUUCAAUGAGACCGAAGGGACUUCGGCUGCAGUCAACAGAAAUGGUGUCUGGGGUUCUCAGAACUAUCAGAAAGUUCCGGAUGACGAAAGUUAUUCCCAUUACGGAUACAACAACGCUGUUCCACAAACUGGUGGCGCCACUUACAACCACAAUAGUCCAGCAGCACAUCACAAAGAAUAUCCCAGUGAGAAUGAAAACAGCUAUGCUGCCCCCCAAACUUCCUACGAAGACCUCCAUUAUGACUACAAACCCCAACUUCACUUGUUGCUGAGUCCAGGGCAAGGUAGCCAGAGGCAGCCAGUGUGUCCUCAGCUGGGCCAAUUCAGCGUCAUAGGGGUUAUCUUCACCAUGCUCCUCAUCUUCAACGCCUUGAUCAGCGCCCUGAGCAUGUACAGCAUCUCCAGCAAUGGCAACUCCGUUUCCCUCAUCAACACGCUCCUGGGCACGAACACCGACAACAAUCAGGAUACGAACAACGCUGACAAUGUAAACACCAACUUUCAAAUCAAUAUCAACCCUUUCAACCCACGGCAAUUUGGAGAUGGACUCCAGGACGAGGAAAUCAUAAUGGAUUUUGAGGACGAAGAUGACUGCUCGUGCUCCCCUCUGGCGGAAGAAGAUUCAUGGUUGUUCAGGAUUAAGAAGCACCUGCAAGGUGCGUGGACAGUUGCUCAAGAUUUCAUCUCUGAGAAUCCUGACUGCACUUCCAGACUGGCUUGUGAAGCUGCAUCCUUUGUGCCCUCUUCACUGUCAGGAUUAUUGGCGGCCUUUCCAACCAAAACAGCCGGGACAAGGACGCUUCUGAAGUCGGCUGCAGCUGGACACUGCUCUGAGACAUACGGCAAAUGUCCAAUAUCACUGAACGCAGCCCUGAAUUGGCUCUAGGAUUCGUCGUGCAUCUGAUACGAGAAACCAGCCACCCCCCCCCCCCCCCACACCCACCUUCCCAUCGCUUGGGACCAAAUGUACUUUUGCAGUUAUUACUGUCAUGGAGUAUAUAAGCUAUAGUACAACUUGAA